AAGUGGAAACGCGGAGACGCACGAACACAAAGCAGAGACAGGAAAGAACCCGUCUGAAAUAGGAUUGUCAAGGUUUGGAAACCCGGGUUAUCACAAUGUCAACGAAUCCGGUAUUCACGAUUUGGGUGUGUUUCGCGUUCCUGUGUCAAAUCGUCUGUGGUUUAGUUCCCUCUCCAACAAACGUCAGUCUUGAUUGUCACAACUUUGUUAAUAUACUCUACUGGAACUACAGUAAACCAACUGAACAACUGAAAUUCAUUGUAAUGGUCAAACCCUAUGUAAGCAAUUCCCAAACAGUGGAGACUUCUCAGAUGCACCUGAAUAUCAGCAAGUAUACCAGUGACCCUGCUGAUAAUUAUGUAGUGACUGUGACAGCACAUGAUGGAAAAGAGAAAUCAGAAUGUGUCUCCAUUCAAUUUACCUACAGCAGUGACUUUUAUAAUGAUAACACACAUAAAUGCUCUGUGCACUUUCCAGAUGUAAAUAUGUCUGUUCAUAAAGAUAUGAUUGAAGUGUUCUUUCUGCACCCUUAUAACAUUUAUAAACGGGACAUUCUGAAGGAAGUAUUUUUGUACACAGUCACACAUGAUCAGCGAGACAGUAAAUAUGAAUGUUUUGAUGACAAAGAGCUGUGCACUGCAGUAAUCCACCUUAACCAAAGAUUUGAUGGCCAGUGCAUUGAAGUGCUGUUUGAAGGGAUGAUUGCUGCUAUACCUACUAGUACCUACAGAAACGUUUGUGUCUCUGUGCAAAAGCCUGUUGAGACUGGCUACAUCCCGGCUGUAGUAGGAGUUGUUGUUGUGUUGCUCUUCAUUGCUGUGGGUUUUGUGUGGAUACUCUGCAAGAAGUGGUCCAGAAUUCCCCAAAUUCCCAAAUUUUUGCAGCGGAGUCUCAUGACUACAAAACAAUCACCUAGUGCCGUUCAACAACCUGAGCAGCUCAACCUCUCUAAAAUGACGUCUGCGGCUCACACACCCCUACUAAUGACAGAUGAAAGCCCCACCAUUUCUCCAGUUGAGAAAGACAGCAGCACAGUCAUUAUCCCUACUGACACACAAGAGGAAGUGGACCACGACAAAUCUGGCCUUUCUGAAGUGGAUGUGAAUUUUGAGGAGUCUGAAGGCUUCGGCAAUUCAUCUGGUUAUGACAGUCACAAAUUCCUGUUGGAGAUGAGUCCCGGCGACUUAACGCAUGCAUACGGUCCACGACCAUCUGUAAUUUAGUGUAUGAAAAUGAAAAGUCUUGCCAUGUCUUGGAUCAGUUUCACACAUACUGCGUCUGCAGGACAUGAGCAGUGCUGCUGCGUGACCCCAAUGGCAGAUGCACAUUUAGCUUUCACAUUGACAGAGUUUCUACUGCAUGUCAAUAUAAAAAGAAGGGACAAGGAGUUUUUCCUUUGAUAAUGGCCAUAAAUGAUAAAAUGGUUAUCGAGAGUGAACAAUUGAGAAUUAUUACGCACUUGAUUAUCAUUAAAAUGUAAUUUACAUGAGAAAGGCGACCAAAUUUAAAUCCAUAUGUUAAUUAACUUACGUAGAAUAAACCUCAAAAACCUCAAGUUGCCUAAUAUAACCCAUUUAAAGGAAUAUUCCGGUUUAAAACAAGUUGAGCUCAGUAAACAGCAGUAGCUAAGCUAAACCUGAGCCAAGUAGAAAUACUUUUUGUUGUUAUCAUCAUUAUGCCACAAAUGCUGUUGAUUGAACUUAGCUUGUCUUGAACCCCUUAAACUCGAUGGACCUGCCGGCUGGUCCACAAGGGGGCGCUAUAUUGCAAAGUAAGUUUACGCUUAAAACAUUAAAGUCCCCGGUUACACAAGUCAGGCAUAUGUGGUAACAUUUGAAAGCUUAGAAUAUGAGCUUUUCAUAGAACACCAUCAAUUUGGCAUUUAUGUAACAUAAAAUAACAAAAUAAGGCCUGAAACAUCUGUGUCACAAAUAAGCACCAUUUUGAGGUCAUGUGGUAGAAAUAUUCAUAUGAAUAUAAAAGUCUUUCACAUAGUACAUAUAUAGACAAGCCAUACAUCAAAUGAAUGCUCUCAUUCUAAGGAAUGUGACUGUACAGUUUAGUAGUUCAGCCAUUUUUUAUUUUUCUGUGAGCUUACAUGAAUAAUCCAAUGUUAUAUCUUAGAUGUCCAGAAAAUAAAUAUGCAGUCCAGCUGGAAAAGCAUGCUAACAAAUAAUUUGAAAAAUACGUUAUCUUAUAUGUUCUAUUGAUGUUAAAAUGUUAAACAUCAUCGCAAAGGGUAGGAUCUCAGCUUUCUAAUGACACCUAGAUUGAGCUUCUAGUCCACUCAGAGCCCGAGAUAUUCUGUGAAACUAUGGGGGCGGAGCAAGAAAUGAAAAUUAGACUGAAUGUUUAUAGACGAGCAUGUCUGUGAGGGCUAAAAUGCAUUAGAGCGCCACUUAUAUUUCAGAUCAGCAUGUUGUAAUGGAAGGUGUCCGCCGUGAAUGCUGUAAUCUGUUAAUAUGAGCGGCAAAAUUAAUAUGUGCCCCUCGCAAGCCACAGAUGCAGUAUGUGUAAGCAGACCUUAUAGGAUUUUCAAUAUAAUAGCCUGUUUACAUAGUCAUUUCAUGCAGUCAUUACUUGGUCCUAUUAUGAUUUCACACAAGUAUUCACACAACCUAACACAAAACAUGCUUUGCUGUCAGCAGUGCUUAAUUUGUAAAUUAUGAAGUCCUGUAAGUAACAGCACUGCUUCAAAUUUACUAGGUUUCAGCACGGAGCACUUAUUUGUCCUUAUUUUAUAGAGUAGACAGUGGCUUUCUAGAGCUAUUAGAUUGCCAAUCUAUCUCUCACGCAUCUGAUUAUAUACUGUCACUUACUCCGAGAAAGAUCUGCAUCGAAGGAGAGGAGAACCGGAGGAUUCCCACACAACCUGUCAAGAAAGUGUCCUGGUCAUUUUAACCCAAAAUCAAUAUAUAAUACAAAUAUAUAUAUAUAUAUAUAUAUAUAUAUUAUUCAAUAUUUUACAUAAAAAAAAUUAAGCCUACGGUACAUUUAGAACCAUUACGCUUUUUUUAGCCUGGUGUCAUGAAUAUAAUGGGGUCGUGACAAUGUUUUUGCAAAAUGAAAUUAUGUGCUCCGUUACACGUUUCGCUGCAGUUUCCUAUUGUCCAGUGGGGGGCGCAAAAGCGAGUACUUUUUUUUUUUUUUAAAUCAGCGAAAAAGGGAGCACUACUAUGAUGUCUAAAUACUUUACAAUUUAAGUAAUAUUUAAAUAAUCCUUUUUUAAACAUUGUGUUAAUGAGAAUAUCAUAAAUGACCAUCUUUUUUGCAUUGCAGUAGUGAGAAUUAGGCGGUAAAUAUGCAUAACAGUCAUGAAAAUAAUGUCACAAUGUAAAAAAAAAAAAAAAAAACCUGAAAGGCCCUAAAAAUAGGCUUCAUUUUAACAUAUAAAUUCUUGAUUGUGUUGAGUAAAAUAGGACCAGGAUAUUUUUUUCACAGGUUUUGUGAGAAUCACAGAAAUGUUAUACUUUUUACUAGGUAUAUUAAAGUUCCUGGCUGUUACAUGUUCAGGUUCUGCUGUCAUAAUAUCACAUUGUUCUGUCUGCAAAAAAGUUAUAACAAUACAUACAACUAAAAGUUAUUCUUUAAUUGAAAGUUACUCUGUGGUUAAAAAUGUAACAAAAAAAUGUUUAGUGUUAUUACAAAUCAUUGGUUGUAUAUAUGGCACAUACAGCAUUGCACUGAUUGCCUUAUGAGCAAAUAUUUCGAAUACAUAUGUUGUCCUUUUAUAUAUAUAUAUAUAUAUAUAUAUAUAUAUAUAUGGCAAGAUGCAAGUGACAUCUGGUUUGACAUUAAUGACUUUAACUUGCACUUUUAUGCAUAACCCUUAAAUUAAUUCUAAGCUUAUUCGUCAUAUGUUUCAGCUUCUUUUUUUUCUUCUUUGUUUUUUUUUUUUUGGUUUUGCUUGAAAUAAAGCAAAUUUGCACUUAAUAGUGGUGGAUUUUGUAUGUUUAUGUAUACAUUUCCACAGCCAUUUAAAAGACAGGAGAAAAAGGAAAGAGUGUUCCUGGACUGGUGCAUCCCUGGUACUGCAUGCAUUGAGAAUAUAAGUGUAUUUACACUGCAGUGUUAAGGCAGCUCUGAAAAGAAGACUCCCUCAAAUCUGAAGUUUGUUCAGGGUCCCAGAAAGACUGUGCACUUAACGUUUUAUUCUAAAACUUUCACUCAACGCUUAACUAACCUUUGGAGGUGAACUGAUGGCUUGCUCCACUCAGCUAGUGGUAGCAUUAUUGAUUUACUUUUAAACAUACCUCAACAUAUUAGGUAAGUAUUGUCUUUAUUUACAUUUGACAUCUUUAAAGGUGUUUUUUUUUUUUCUCCCCACAGCUGAAAAAGCAUAAUUUGUUUACAAUUGCAUUCAGUGUUUUGUAUAUGAAUACAUGUUUGAAAUACCCUAUACAAAAUCUCUGCUAACUGUUAAUGAUUUCAGUAUAGCAGAAAGUUAUUUUGAGCUUUCACAAAUAAAACAUUAAUAGACAACAGUUGUAUGCAAUUGGAGACAAAAUAAAAAUAAGAACCAA
Myxocyprinus asiaticus (Chinese sucker) is the source of this 4523-nucleotide messenger RNA. RefSeq names its product interferon gamma receptor 1-like. The record is from RefSeq and is a predicted model, not a curated record. Lineage: Eukaryota; Metazoa; Chordata; Actinopteri; Cypriniformes; Catostomidae. Bases 96 to 1223 code for a protein of 375 amino acids. Gene Ontology annotation, molecular function: protein binding. The transcript has 7 exons.